Anneissia japonica is the source of this 4083-nucleotide messenger RNA. RefSeq names its product delta-like protein D. Gene Ontology annotation, molecular function: Notch binding; calcium ion binding. Gene Ontology annotation, cellular component: membrane. Lineage: Eukaryota; Metazoa; Echinodermata; Crinoidea; Comatulida; Comatulidae. The record is from RefSeq and is a predicted model, not a curated record. Gene Ontology annotation, biological process: cell communication; Notch signaling pathway; multicellular organism development.
GUAUUGGUGACGUCACACAACAAUGACUUCAGCUCUGUUGAUUGGUUCCAAACGUAGCUCAAGGUUGCCAUACUAGUAAGCCUAUCAUUAAUUGCGCCGUAGUAGUGGUAGUAAGAGGAGCUGUCGUCUGCCGCGAUGGAUACACUAUUGUUACAAGCUGUGGUCAUACUUGAGGUUGUAGUCCUUGGAUUAAGUGAAGUCGUCAUUGAAAUUAAGCUGGAACACUAUAAUAAUCCAUCAAGCAAGGAACUAGAUGGCGAUUGUUGUGAUUUCAGUUUUGGAUCAUGCACUUCAAAUCCCUGUGAUAAUAUAUUUAAAGUUUGUCUCGACAAUCCUGGUAGCUCGACUUCAUUCUCAACAUGUCCUAUUGGGAGUGUGACCACGGCUAGAGUGUUCGAUGGUAAUGAUAACUUCGAUUCAAUAUAAAUAUCGAGUAAGAUGUCAAAAUGACUAUUACGGCACGUCGUGUUCUAAGUAUUGCGUCGACACCGACGACAGUGAAGAUGGUCAUUACACCUGUGAUCCAGGUACCGGAGACAAGAUAUGCAACCCUGGAUGGAUAGGUGAAUCAUGUGACCAUGACAUUAACGAAUGUCAAAGCACACCUUGCGUGAAUGGAGGCACUUGUCAACACGGUGUCGAUUCGUAUGUGUGUAUUUGCCCACCUGCCUGGGGUGGAUCUCUCUGUCAUUUACUACAAGAUGAAUGCAUAAACUUCCCAUGCGCAAACAAUGCCACAUGUGAAUCGGACGUACUUAGCGAUGGUACUUCCAAUUACACAUGUACUUGCGAACCUGGAUGGGAAGGGAUGAACUGCACUGAUGAAAUUUAUGAGUGCGAAUCAUCUCCUUGUUUGAACGAUGGUGUAUGCCAGGAUCUUCUGAACGGAUGGAAUUGUCUUUGUAAAGAAGGCUGGGAAGGAGGCGCGUGUGAGGAAAGAGUAACGUUAACAACAACAUUGGAAGAAACAACUAUGAUCAAAAUACAUUCAACAUUAUCGCGUUCGAAUCCAGAAGAGCAACAGCAAUCUGGAUCGGAUGGUAUAUCCGAUCCGGUAAUUUACUCCAUAUUAGUAAUUGGACUUCUGCUUAUUAUUUUCAUUUUACUGUUAAUCUUGGUAAGAAAAAGAAUGAAUCGAAAGAUGGAUGAAGGGGAUGCCAUGGAAAUUCCAGUUGAUAGCCAGCCAUCAGUAGUCGCGAUUUCUCAAGUCCAUCUUGAUCAAGCGGCUGGUGGCGGAAUUUAUGAAUCUUCUCUGCCAGCAAAGAAAAUUCCGUUUGAGGAGGACGAAAUUGGAUCUUUUCAAAAUCCUGUGUAUAUGUUGACUUUUGAAGACUUAAUGGCAAAAAAUGCACAAGAAGAGAAUGUUUAUGAAGAAUGUAAAGACUCCGAUAAAGACAACACUGUCGAGGAAAACCCCUAUGUAGAUAUGACUUCGGUUGCAGCGUCAACAACUGUCGACCCAGUACCGAGUGCUGUACCAAAUUUAUAUUUCGUUGAUUAAAUUAAUCCAUGGGGCGACAAUGAGUUCCUGAUAGAACAUGCCACCUUGAGUUAUCGGCAAGCUAUAUUGUUAUAUCUGUUAGCCCUUAUGGGCCUGCCUUAACAGCACUUUGCACAUUGCACGCACUUGCCAACAUCGGAUGGUAUUGUAUUCUGACGCAUUACCGCCUGCCAUUGCCUUACCUUGCCCAAGUGAAGUAAAUAAGACAAUAUUAUUUUUCUAUGGCAUAUAAUCAUCCAUCAAUUACUUAAAUACAGUUCACCCUCUAAUUCAAGACCAAUAUUGGGACCAAAAGAUUUGGUCCCCAAUUAGAAAGUCCUAAAUAGAGACCAUGGCUAAAAGUGGUCAAUAAACAUACGGAAAAUCGGAAGUGGUCACUAAAUUGAAACUGUAUUCUUUUGGCUUGUGCUUAUUUUUAUCCCUCUGGUUUUUAAAUACCGUAUUUAUUCGAAUAAACGGCCGGAGCGUUUAUUGUUGACAAUGGUUUUUGAGGGGGAGGGGUUUAUUCGAGGGAGGCGGUUUUUUUUUUCUUUGGUGUAAAAUGGAUAUGUAUAUACUCAAAUAAAUGCUCCUUAAUUUCACUGUAAAUGUAGAACUACAACACAUAUUUACCACCAAAGGUGUUUGCGUGUACAAAGACGUAUUGAUACAAACCAGGUUAGAAUACAUGUAAUUCUAUACUGGAGUAGAACCUUAAUAGAAUAUGUUGAGAUUGAGAAUGAUGUUUCUUCCAUUUAUUUUGGUUACAGUCAUUUAGGGGAUAUGGGGGCGUUUAUUCAAGGAAAAAUAAACGUUUAUUCGAGAGAGGCGUUUUAAAAAUGAUGCUAUGGUUAUAUGUUACUCAUUCAAAUAAAUACGGAAACUGAAUUAUUUUAAAUUAUACACAUUUGAUUGAUUGUUAGAGUAUACAUGUACAUGUAUACAAUUUAUGUAUGGGUUAACCCAUACAUAAAUUCCAAGGAUUACGUAUUAUUACAAAGGCCUAAGAAAGACUAAUGCUGGCUAGCAGGCCUAUGCCGGGAAUACUUCUGAUUAUUUUUAAGACAUCACCAAAAAAUUAAGCGGAACAUGUGCUGCAAGGAAGGAACAAGCUCAAAUUUUGAGAAGUCCAAAUAAGGUCUCAGAACGAUUAGAGGGGUCUCGAAUUAGAGGGUAGAGUGAACUAAAUGUGCUCAGUGGGCGCAAGGGCGCACGUCCCCUCCAAAACACCCCCUCCCAUUGAAGAUGUUCAAAGUAAAAGAAAUCACGCUCAAGUAGAUAAAAAUCACCUAUCACCUAGUGCUCCCUCGCUUAAUCAUCAACCCUUCCCCCACUUUUCUUUCUCCCCACCCCCUUAUUUCACUGUGGUUGUUAGUUUGUUUUCAUAUGUUUAAUUUUUAACCUUCCGUGGCUUCUACAGUAGUCAACUCCUUAGGGGCGAAUUCCAAUUAAAAUCAACCAACCACAAUGUAAAUAUUAAAGGUAUGCACCAUGCAUGCAAAACAAGAAAAACAUCAAAAAUUUAAAUAACAAUUUGAAAUGCUCAUUUAAAUGAACAAAUAUAUUAUCGUUUUAUAAGCCAAAGAUUAUAGUCACUGUCCAACGGACGCUUUACUAUAAAAAUUCGUAUUUUGCUGCCCUAAAGGCACGGCAUGCAAAGACUACAGAAAUGGUAAAUUUAUCAUUUAAUCAUCCGUUAGAGUAGGCCUAUAUUGAAAGUCACUGGUAUACUCAUAAGCAGCUAUAGUACAGAUAUCCCUACCUACAUUACUAUUACGGUAUCACGUACCAUGCUAACUCUAUGAUAUUACCGUAUUCGCGUUAACUUUGGCUAUUUCGCAUUAGAUCAAAAUUUAAAUGUUUCGUUUUUUGUUAAUAAGUUGCACUGUGAGCAAUAAUAAUAAUACUUGUUUUGCUUCAUUUCUGUAAUGUGACAUUCCACAAUUUUCCCGAUUUAAUUUGUCUCGAAUGCGUGUUAAAAUUAUGAAUUUUCAUCCUAUUCUCGAUCUUGUGAUUGCUUCGGUCGUAUGCACUAAGACGUUACAAUUUAACUGCACUGUCAAAUACAGAGUAGGUGGCACAUUUUUGACUAACGACAUACAGUAUUUUAUUCCAUCAGCUUUCACCCCACUGAACGGGGUUUCAUCAGGUGACUCACCUAAUGAAGCCCCGAUUAACUGGGGCGAAAGUUUGUGAAAUAGAAUACAUCGUUAGUUAAAAAGUGCUGCCUACUCAUUUUUUUUUUCAUUUGUAUACACUAUAAUACGGCUACUGAACAACUUUCUUGUAAUAUACCGGUAAUUAUAUCGGUGAAAUUCUUACACUAUCAGCCUCAUGAGUCACCUUGUUUAGUAUAUAAAUUGUAUAAAUCAUUGGGUCAUUACUUAUAACAUGUAAAUACAUAUUUUUCGUUUAGUAUGCUGGGAAUUCUAAACAUAAGAUUAAAUGUUGUUGUUUAUAAAAAUAUUGUUAAAAAACUUGUGAAACUAAAUUAUAUUCUAUAAGUUCCAUAAUACAUUGUUUUAAUUGCCAAUUCAAUGUAAUUCCAUUCAAUUCAAUUGAUAUUCAAUUGAAAAUGUCGCAUAAAAUUGUGAUUUGUUUCU